This is a messenger RNA of Darwinula stevensoni, 1198 nucleotides long. NCBI's taxonomy places the organism in Eukaryota, Metazoa, Arthropoda, Ostracoda, Podocopida, Darwinulidae. The record is from the annotation of a GenBank genome assembly.
AUGUUUCGUGACCUCAGUCAAAGGAAUUGGCAUUGCAGUGCAGCCAAGAUGUCCAGCAAGUAUAAUCUGAAGUGGAAUUCUCAUCAUGCUGAGGCAUUUCACAACUUUGAGAUUCUACGUCAUCGAGAUAUGUUUGUAGAUGUCACACUUUCUUGUGAUGGGCAGUUUUUCAAGGCUCAUAAAUUGGUGCUCAGUGCUGGAAGUGGCUAUUUUGAGCGGAUGCUCAACAGGGAUGGAACUGGAACUCCAAUCAUUCAUUUCUAUGGAAUUGAAAUGCAUCUGCUGAAGCUUGUGAUUGAAUUUAUGUACAGUGGAGAAGUGGAAGUUCCAUCUUUGGAUCUAGAAAGGUUCAUUGAAAUUGCUGAACACUUGGAAGUAAAAGGACUGAAAGGCGAGAAGUCCAAAAGUAGUUUUGUGUCACAUGGAAUGGGUGGAACAACAAUACCUGUGGCAGGAGUGGAGGAUGCUUUGGCUCACAAGCGCAAGAGUUCUGUUCAUCAUGAGUAUAGUGACUCGUUGCUCCCACCUGCUAAACUGGCAAGAUCCCAUCUUUCUGUGCCACGGGUUGGAAAUAAGGCUGAAUCAGCACAUCUAUCAUCUCAAAUGGGAGCCAUGCAACAGCCUCAACAAGGUCCAAGCUCAGUUGAUACCAUAAAGCAGGAAGAUGAAGUAACGGAAAUCCACGAUGAUACAACUCAAAGCAGUACAGGGGCUCCAGGAAGUGCAGAUGAAGGCCAGUGGGAUGGACAGUCUCAGAGUUCAUAUUAUGAUGAAGGCAUGGAAGGAGAACCUGAUAUUCCCUUGAAUAUUCCUCCGGAAGUUGAUUCCCAGACAAUCUUCAAAGAUCAGGACUACGUGUGGUGUGGAUGGAUUAGGGGAACAAGAAAGAAGAAGUAUUUUUGUGCUGUCUGUGACUAUUCUCACAAGAAAAAGGAUAACAUGGUGAAGCACAGUUCCACUCACAAUAAAUUGAAGCGAUUCAAGUGUGCUUUGUGUGACAAAAACUUUGCCAGAAAUGAUUAUUUGAAACGGCAUGUUCUCAUGCGGCAUCCAGACUUAUGUGUACUGGGAAUGUAAUUCAUUUCAGGACUAUAUGCUUCUUCUGAUAGAAAGUUGUCUCUGGAUGACCCUUCACUAUUGUGAUUUUGCUGGGUUUCCAUAUUUUGAGAGUAGCCAUAGUUGUUUUAUUUUGAGUCAC